Messenger RNA from Nerophis lumbriciformis (worm pipefish), 10335 nucleotides. NCBI's taxonomy places the organism in Eukaryota, Metazoa, Chordata, Actinopteri, Syngnathiformes, Syngnathidae. The record is from RefSeq and is a predicted model, not a curated record.
AUGGUGAAGAGGAAAAGCUUGGAUGACAACGAGCCGGAGUGCGGGAAAGGAAUCCCGUUUCCCAUCCAGACCUUCCUGUGGCGGCAGACCAGUGCGUUUUUGCGUCCUAAGUUGGGGAAACAAUAUGAAGCAUCUUGUGUGUCCUUUGAGCGUGUCCUGGUUGAGAACAAGCUACACGGCUUGUCGCCGGCCCUUUCCGAGGCGAUUCAAAGCAUUUCCCGAUGGGAGUUGGUCCAGGCUGCCCUGCCGCAUGUUCUGCACUGCACCUCUAUCUUGCUGUCCAAUAGGAACAAACUUGGUCAUCAGGACAAACUGGGUGUGGCCGAAACCAAGUUGCUCCACACGCUGCACUGGAUGCUCUUGGAUGCCGCCCAGGAGUGCAACCAUGAGCCCAGCCUGAGCCACGGUUGGUCUGCCGGUAGCAGCGGUGGGGGCGCCUUCCUGCAACCCGUCGGAAACCAGGGCUCAUCGCCAGGCGCACCAGGCUCCUGCUCUAGCUCUGCCCUAGGAGGGUCUGGUCAACAUCACAGCAGUUCCCUGCUCGAAGAGGAUGAGCAUGCUCGCACCAAGUUGUUCCACAAGAGCAUGGCAACCGUGGAGCUCUUCGUGUUUCUCUUUGCGCCUCUGAUUCACCGGAUAAAGGAGUCAGACUUGACCUUUCGCCUGGUCAGUGGUCUCAUAAUUUGGCAGCCAAUGUGGGAGCACCGCCAGCCUGAUAUCCCCGCCUUCACAGCCCUCAUUAAACCGGUCCGAAACAUUGUAACAGCAAAAAGGAACUCCCCGAUCAGUAACCAGUGUAGCCCACGUGGGUCUGGAAACCCUGGUCCCAUGGGCUUUCAGGUUGUCUGUGAGGCUGGCCAUUCCGAUUCUUCUUCUUCCUCAGCUGCAGGAGAGCACAGCUGUCGCCGCGGUAACUCUGUGGAGAAAAGCGGUCCUUCCCAGCAACCACCACUAAUCAAAGGACCCACCAAGAAGAAGACAUCAGCCCCCGCUGGCAUACCAGUAUCACUGUCUCAGCGUGCUCGCUACGCCACCUACUUUGAUGUUGCGGUCCUGCGCUGCCUUCUGCAGUCUCACUGGACUGAGGAGGGGGUGCACUGGGCAUUGAUGUACUACCUCCAACGGCUGAGACAGAUUCUGGAGGAGAGACCUGAACGUGCGCCAGAACCGCUCGUCACUCCUCUGCCACGCCCGCGAAGCAGCUCCAUGGUGGCCGCCACCCCUUCAUUGGUCAAUACCCACAAAACACAAGAUAUGAGUCUUAAAUGCAACGAGGAGGGUAAAUCUCUGAGCACUGAGACGUUCACCAAGGUAUCCUUAACCAACCUUCGGCGCCAAGCUGUACCUGACCUUUCAUCUGACCUUGGCUUGAAUAUCUUCAAAAAGUUUAAAAAUCGGCGUGAGGACCGAGAGCGGAAGGGGUCAAUUCCCUUCCAUCACACAGGGAAGAAGCGCCAACGCCGUAUGGGCGUCCCCUUUCUGCUCCACGAGGACCACCUGGAUGUCUCACCCACCCGCAGCACGUUCUCAUUCGGAAGCUUUUCUGGCCUGGGCGAUGAUCGACGUACUCUGGACCGUGGGGGCUGGCAGGCCACCAUCAUGGGUAAAUUCACGCGUCGGGGCAGCACAGACACAGCCGCCGACGCCGACAGCCUGAGCACCAAACACUCGCAUUCCCACCAUUCACUUCUCCGAGAAAUGCCCGACCACUCUAAUAGCCACAGUGAGAACACCGUCAAAGAGGUUCGAUCCCAGAUCUCCACCAUUACUAUGGCCGCGUUCAACACAACCGUGGCGUCUUUUAACGUGGGCUAUGCGGACUUCUUCACUGAGCACAUGAAAAGACUGUGUAACCCUGUGGUGGUCCCAGAGAUGCCUGUGGAGCCGCUGGCCUGUGCCAACCUUCCUCGCAGCCUGACUGACUCCUGUAUUAACUACUCCUGCCAAGAGGAGGGUGACAACAUCGAGGGCACCAAUAACUUUGUGCUAAAGAAUGGAAUGUUGGAUCUUACAGCAGUGCUGCGUGCCCUCUAUGCUGUCCUCAGCCAUGACAUCAGCUCUAGGAUCUGUGAUGUUGCGCUCAACAUCAUUGACUGCCUGCUGCAACUGGGCGUUGUGCCCGGGGUGGGUAAAAAGCUGUCCAAGCCUGACAACAAGGAGAAUGAAGAGGUGCGAGCCAAGGACGCAGUUGGCCACAGCCUUGGAGGAGGAGGCGGGGGAGGAGGUGGUGGUGGAGAUGGCGGCAGCGGAGGAGGAGGCGGAGGGGGGAGCGGCGGAGGAAGUGGCCAAGGAAGCAAGGAUGAUGUGAAGAAUAAUAAGGACAGUGACAAAAAGGAAGAGAGUUCUUCCUUGAGCACCCACCGGCUGGCCCUCUCCAUGCUCAUCAAGAUAGUCAAAUCCCUGGGUUGUGCUUACGGAUGUGGCGAGGGACAUCGUGGCCUUUCGGGAGAUCGCCUGAGGAUGCAGGCUCAAAACUGCUUGACAAACCUUUACAAGCUGGACAAGCUGCAGUUUCGCCAGACAAUGCGUGACUAUGUCAACAAAGACUCUCUGAAUAACAUUGUGGACUUUCUUCAUGCUCUGCUGGGCUUCUGCAUGGAGCCUAUCACCGACAAGUACGGCAGUGCAGGUGAGAGGUCCAGGAGGGCGAAAAAACGAAACAUCGAUAAAGCGGGGUUUGGGAACAAUUUCACCACAGGCGACAACAAGUCCUUGGCGCAGAACAUGGAGGCGGUGGUUGUGGGUUGCAUGUUCAAGUCGUUGAUCACCCGCUGCGCCUCCACGACACAUGAGCUUCACAGCCCUGAGAACCUGGGUCUGUACUGUGACAUUCGCCAGCUAGUGCAGUUUAUAAAGGAAGCUCAUGGAAAUGUUUUUCGUCGUGUGGCCCUGAGCGCGCUCCUAGACAGCGCUGAGAAGGUCACAGCUGCCAAAAAACCAGAGGAUAGAGAUGAGAGCAAAUUGCAAGCACCAAGAAGGUCAGAGGCAGGUAUGUCCGGGGUGAAGGGUCAGGUGUCCAGUGCUGCAGAUGAGUGUCGCAGCUACAUCUCCAGCAGACCCCCCCAGACCCCCGAACAUGAGGAGCAAAUCCCGGGAGCUCUGCUUGGCAGAAAAGACUUUUGGAGGAAGAUGUUUAAGUCGCAGAGUGCUGCCAGUGACACCAGCAGCCAGUCGGAACAGGACACAUCGGAAUGCACCACCGCCCACUCUGGCACCACCACAGACCGUCGCUCCAGAUCGAGAUCCCGGCGUAUUUCACUUCGUAAGAAACUCAAACUGCCCAUAGGCAAUUGGCUGAAGCGUUCAUCUCUCUCCGGACUUACUGACGGUGUGGAAGACCUAUUAGAUAUCAGCUCAGUUGAUAGACUCUCUUUUAUACGACAAAGUUCAAAGGUGAAGUUCACCAGCGCAGUCAAGCUGUCAGAGGGCGUUGCCACCGGGCCAGAGUACGGCAGGGAUGAGGAAGAGAAUUUCUUCAAGCGGCUCGGUAAAUGGAGGUCUGGCAGGAGGAAUCCAUCCAAGCUUCACCACACAGAAGAGAAAGAUGGACCCCAUGGUUUCCAGGAGCGUCUUGCCGCCAGUCAGGAGGCCAUAAAAAACAAAAAUGUUGUGAACCUGGGUGCUAUUCGACAGGGCAUGAAACGCUUCCAGUUUCUGCUCAACUGCUGUGAGCCCGGGACCAUACCUGACGCUUCAAUCCUUGCCGCUGCUCUAGACCUGGAAGCGCCCAUCGUAGCUCGGGCAUCCCUCUUUCUUGAAUGUGCUCGAUUUGUUCAUCGCUGUAACCGUGGCAAUUGGCCAGAGUGGAUGAAGGGACACCAUGUUAACAUCACCAAGCGAGGCCUGUCCAGGGGGCGAUCGCCCAUAGUGGGAAAUAAAAGGAAUCAGAAACUCCAGUGGAAUGCAGCAAAGCAUUUCUGUCAGUGGGGAGAUGCAAUUGGCACGCGGCUGAGCGAAUUGUGCCACUGCGACAGCGAAAGUCCUGCCAACAUCCUGGGGUACAUCUACGAUGAGGAGGCGAAACGGAGAAUGAGGAAGGAGGAUGAGGAAGAGGACUACUUAGAUGAUAACACAGUCAAUCCGACAAAGUGUGGCUGCCCUUUUGCCCUGAAAAUGGCUGCUUGCCAGCUGCUAUUGGAAAUCACCACCUUUCUACGAGAGACGUUCCCUUGCUUGCCGCGACCACGCACGGAACCACUUGUGGAUUUAGAAAGCUGCCGUCUGCGUCUGGAUCCCGAGCUUGGACGACAUCGCUAUGAGAGGAAGAUCAGUUUUGCAGGCAUCCUUGAUGACGAGGACGGCCAUGACUCGCUUAACAGUAGUAGCCACACUCUGAAGUCAGACACCAUGUGUGAUGAGAAAAAGGUUCAAGAGGCCACAGCUCCGACCAGGAAAAUUCGAAUCGGCGGCUCGCGGCUCCUCCAGAUUAAAGGAGCCCGCAGUUUCCGUGUGAAAAAGGGGGGGUCUUUGUCUUCCAUACGGCGGGCGGGCAGCCUGAAGAGCACCAAGAUGUCCCGACAGGAUUCAGAAUCAGAAAAUGAGGAGGGGAUACUUUCACAAACAAACAGCAGGGAUACUGUGACAGACAUCGGUAGUCCCUGUAGCACUAGUGAACCCAGCAUCGAGCCUGAGGGCCAGAGCUCAAGCGGAACAGAAGACAACUACCACCGCAACAUGUCAUGGCUCCACAUCAUGAUCCUGCUGUGCAACCAGCAGAGCUUCAUCUGCACUCACAUUGACUUCUGCCACCCGCGUUGCUACCAGCACCACAACCGCUCCUGUGCCCGCCUUGUGCGGGCCAUCAAGCUAGUGUACGGUGAGACGGUGGACAGUCUAAGAGAAGACAGCGGCGCAACGGCCGCCGGCAUCAUGAGUGCUCGUGCUCAGAAAAACAAAGAGUGUUCUGACAAAUCAUGUCUGAGAACGCCAUCCAUGAAAAGGAGACCCACUGACAGCAACACAGAAGGAAAGAAGGACACUGGGAUGUUAAAAUACAUCAGGAACCAAGUGAUGAGCUUGUCGCCAGCUCCCUUGUCACUGCUCAUCAAAGCUGCUCCCAUCUUGACUGAUGAUAUGUAUGGAGACAUUCAGCCUGCAGCUUGGGAGCUCCUGCUCAGCGUGGAUGAACAUAUGGCAGCAGCUUCAGCCGCCAUGUUUCUCCUGUGCGCAGUCAAGGUCCCCGAUGCCGUGACUGAGAUGAUGAUGGCCGAGUUCCAACACCACGAGGCCUGCCAGCGGAUUAACUCUAUCCUGAAAUUCUACACGCUUUGGCGAUUCCGCUACCAGGUGUGGCCUCGCAUGGAGGAAGGAGCCCAGCAGAUCUUCAAAAUUCCGCCACCCAGCAUAAACUUCACCCUGCCAUCUCCCAUACUUGGCAUGCCCUGUGUCCCCAUUUUUGACCCCCCAUGGGUUCCCCAGAACACCGGAAGUGUCCAAGACCCAAUCAAUGAGGACCAAUCUAAAUCCUUCUCAGCACGGGCAGUGUCACGCUCCCAUCAACGAGCCGAGCACAUCCUAAAGAACUUGCAGCAGGAGGAGGAGAAGCGACGCCUGGGUCGUGAAGCCAGCAUCAUUACAGCCAUCCCUGUAGCGCAGGAAGCAUGCUACGAGCCCACGUGCAGCCCUCCGUCAGAGCAAGAGGAGGAAGCAGAAGAAGUGGUGAACCUGGCGUCUCGCCGUCUGUCUGUUAGUCCAUCCUGCGCCUCCAGCAACUCCCACAGGAAUUAUUCUUUCCGACGAGGCUCUGUGUGGUCAGUCCGCUCAUUAGCCAGUGCUGAAGAUGAAGAGAAUACGACAGAACACACACCCACACACCACAUGGUACAGCCACCACAGGCAGUCUUUCCAGCAUGCAUUUGUGCUGCCGUGCUCCCAAUCGUGCACCUCAUGGAGGACGGUGAGGUUAGAGAGGACGGUGUAGCUGUGAGUGCAGUUGCCCAGCAAAUCUUGUGGAACUGCCUCAUUGAGGAUCCUGCCCUUGUUCUGCGUCAUUUCCUGGAGAAACUCACCGUGAGCAACCGGCAGGAUGAGUUGAUGUACAUGUUAAGGAAGCUGCUGCUUAAUAUUGGAGACCUUCCAGCACAGACCUCCCACAUCCUUUUCAACUACUUGGUGGGCUUGAUCAUGUACUUUGUGCGGACACCCUGCGAGUGGGGGAUGGAUGCCAUCUCAGCUACGCUCACCUUCUUGUGGGAAGUGGUGGGCUAUGUAGAAGGGCUAUUCUUCAAGGACCUGAAGCAGACCAUGAAGAAGGAACAGUGUGAAGUCAAGCUGUUGGUCACUGCGUCCAUGCCAGGAACCAAGACUCUGGUGGUCCACGGACAGAACGAGUGUGACAUCCCGACGCAGCUGCCAGUCCAUGAAGACACACAGUUUGAAGCUUUGCUUAAGGAAUGUCUGGAGUUCUUUAACAUUCCAGAGGCUAGGUCAGCACAUUAUUUUCUUAUGGACAAACGGUGGAACCUCAUCCAUUAUUCCAAGACAUACGUAAGAGACAUCUACCCCUUUCGGAGGUCAGUCUCACCACAGCUCAACCUUGUUCACAUGCUUCCUGAGAAAGGACAGGAGCUUAUCCAGAAACAGGUGUUUUCCCGCAAACUGGAGGAGGUAGGCCGAGUGCUCUUCCUUAUCUCCCUUACUCAGCAUAUGCCAGCGGUCCAUAAACAGUCCCACGUCUCACUGCUCCAAGAAGACCUUCUCCGCCUGCCAUCUUUCCCGAGAACUGCUAUUGAUGCCGAGUUCUCCCUUUUUAAUGAGACACAGGGUAAGGAGCUAUUCGGCUUAGACACCCUUCACAAGGUGUUGUGGAUUAAGCUUCUUGAAGAGAUGUUCCUGGGCAUGCCCAGCGAGUACCCGUGGGGAGAUGAGAUGAUGCUGUUCCUAAAUGUUUUUAAUGGGGCGUUACUCCUUCACCCGGAAGACAGCGCCCUCCUCAGACAGCAUACAGCCACUGCGAUCAACACUGCCGUACACUUCAAUCAUCUGUUCUCACUGAGUGGCUAUCAGUGGAUCUUGCCAACUAUGCUACAGGUGUAUGCAGACUACGAGGGCAACCCUUUAUUGAGACAAGGGAUCGAAUUUUGCUGUCGCCAGUUCUACAUCCUCCACCGCAAGCCCUUUAUCCUGCAGUUGUUUGCCAGCGUAGCGCCAUUGCUAGAAUUCAAUACAAGCACCAGUAGUGGACUUUCCAAGGGAGUGUCUGCUCAGUGUUUGUUCGACCUUUUGGUCUCUCUGGAAGGUGAGACUCAGGAUGCCCUGGAUGCACUGGAACUUGUCAAGGCUGAGAAACCACUGCGCUCUCUUGAUUUCUGCUACGGUAAUGAGGACUUGGCCUUUUCAAUUAGUGAGGCCAUCAAGCUGUGUGUCACCGUGGUAGCGUAUGCACCUGAAUCCUUCAGGAGUCUCCAAAUGUUGAUGGUGCUGGAGGCCCUGGUCCCAUGUUAUCUCCAGAAGCUGAAGAGCAACACAAUGACUAUGGAGUCAGCCUCGGCUGCCAGGGAUGAGAUUGCAGCUAUUGCUGCUCUGGCCACGUCAUUGCAAGCAUUGCUUUACAGCUCAGAGGCCCUCACAAGGCCCAUGACGGCACCACAGAUAUCCCGCUGUGAUCAAGGCCAUAAAGGAGGAACCACUGCCAAUCAUACAAUGUCAGGCGGCAUCAACACAAGGGACAACCUCCACUUACUGGAAGAGGGCCAGGGCAUGCCAAGGGAAGAGCUGGACGAGCGCAUCGCAAGGGAGGAAUUCCGUCGACCUCGAGAGUCUAUGCUGAACAUCUGCACUGAAUUCUAUAAGCAUUGCGGCCCGCGUCUGAAGAUCCUGCAGAAUGUAGCUGGUGAGCCACGAGUGACGGCGUUGGAGCUUCUCGAUAUGAAGUCCCACAUGAGGCUGGCCGAGAUUGCCCAUGCCCUUUUGAAGCUGGCGCCAUAUGACACCCUGACCAUGGAGAGCCGAGGCCUACGCCGGUACAUCAUGGAGAUGCUGCCCAUCACUGACUGGUCUUCUGAGGCCGUGCGUCCCGCUCUCAUCCUCAUCCUCAAGAGGCUCGACCGCAUGUUCAACAAGAUUCACAAAAUGCCCACGCUCAGGUGCGCUCGCCCACAGGCAUUGUGCACCAGGAGACAGGUGGAGUGGGAAGCAGCCAGUAACCUGAUUGAGGGCAUAUGUCUGACUCUGCAGCGACAAUCAAUCAUCUCCUUCCUCCCACACCUUCGCUCCCUCAUCAACGUCUGUGUCAAUUUGGUUAUGGGUGUGGUGGGUCCAUCCAGUGUAGCAGACGGUUUACCUCUGCUUCACCUCAGCCCUUACCUCUCACCGCCACUCCCUUUCAGUACAGCGGUGGUCCGGUUGGUCGCCUUACAAAUUCAGGCUUUGAAAGAAGACUUCCCUCUGAGCCAUGUGAUCUCACCUUUUACCAAUCAGGAGAGGCGAGAGGGGAUGCUGCUAAAUCUGCUCAUUCCCUUUGUUCUCACUGUCGGGUCUGGAAGCAAAGACAGCCCUCACCUUGAGCAGCCGGAAAUCUUCCUGCUGCUGCAGACAGUCAUCAACAUUCUGCUGCCUCCACGCAUCAUCUCCACAUCCCGCACCAAGAACUUCAUGCUGGAUGCUUCGCCGGCUCACUGCUCUACCCCCGGUGAUACGGGAAAGGAUCUGCGCAGGGAGGGUUUGGCUGAGUCCACCAGCCAGGCAGCAUAUCUGGCUCUGAAAGUGGUAUUAGUGUGCUUCGAACGCUCGCUGGGGAACCAAUGGUACCGUCUAAGUUUGCAAGUUAAGGAGAUGGCUCUCAGGAAGGUGGGCGGCCUGGCUUUCUGGGACUUCAUUGACUUCAUCGUGCGAACCCGCAUCCCCAUUUUUGUUCUACUGAGGCCCUUCAUACAGUGCAAGCUCUUGACGCAACCAGCAGACUCUCAGGAAGAGAUCACAGCACGUCAUCAUAUCGCCGACCAGCUAGAGCGACGCUUCAUCCCACGACCUCUGUGCAAGAGCUCGCUGUUUGCAGAAUUCAACAACGAACUCAAAAUCCUCAAAGAGGCUGUCCACAGCGGCUCUGCGUACCAGGGAAAGACGUCCAUCAGCACAGUGGGCACUUCCACAUCAGCUUACCGCCUCAGUUUGGCCACAAUGUCGCGCUCCAACACGGGUACUGGCACAGUUUGGGAACAGGACAGCCAGCCAUCACGCCAGCCAUCCCAGGACACGCUCAGUCGCACUGAUGAAGAUGAUGAAGAGAAUGACUCCAUAAGUAUCCCCAGUGUAGUGAGUGAACACGAGGCGUUUUUGCCCAGACUUAUAUCGGAACGCCGAUUCUCCAGCCAUGCCACCGGCUCAGCCACUCUGCAACCCGAAGCACCCCGAAGCACAAUGCUUCCCAGCCACAGUGAACCCAAUGUGCUAGAUGAGUCCCAGGGCCUUCUGCAGGAGGGCAACCUCUCUAGGGUUGCCAGCGUACAGAGCGAACCUGGACAGCAAAACCUACUCAUUCAGCCUCCGCUGGGAAGGAAGCGAGGCCUCAGACAGCUGCGGCGCCCCCUGUUGUCCAUUCCAAAAACUGAGCCACGUGGUCGUUCAGGAGCUCGUCUUUCCACAACGCGCCGGAGCAUCCAACCCAAAAACAAACCACUGGAAACUUUAUUGGACUGUGAAGCGUCGCAAGGAGACCAAAAGAGAUCGGUCACCUUCACCGAGACGCGGAGCCAGCAAGCGUGCGCCGGAGCCGGGAAGCCUUCCAGUCCGAGCGGCAAAGAUGUUCUAGUUGAGGGCAGGAAGGCCAACCCUGCCACAUCCAAGCCCCCAAUGCUGGAAGUGCCCUCUGCCUCAUCGGCCACCGUCAUCGCCGACCUGCACAGCCCUGCCAAAACACAGGUUGCUCAGAGUAUGACUAUCAAGGAGAAACGAGAGCAAUGGGGCCUCCGCAGCAGCCUUUCCCCACCCACCUCCAUCUCUCGUGCUUCGACCCCAACACCACCACCUCAUCCCUGCUCACCCCUUACCCUGUCAAGAACCAGCUCCCCUUUGUCGCGCACCUGCUCUCCUCUUCCUCCACCCCUCCCAGUGCUGAGUACGGCACCGUCCCCCGGGCCACCUCAGCCGCCCGUUCUCUCUCUCCCACCAAGCCCACUUGUUGCUCCGCCAACGGCCAGCUGCAACCGAGAGAGUCCCGGGGACGCGGAUACCACCGCACUCCUGCCACAAAGUAACACCCUGCUUCAACUAAGUGAAGACGAGGGCACAGAAAACCCUCUCCUCACCCCACUCUUGACCACAUCCUCACCUCAGCACUCACCUUGCCGAAUUCCUCUUUCUCCUGGUGACUUGGACUUGGGUGAGUCACAUGUGUAA